Molecule: messenger RNA, 1664 nt
Organism: Aegilops tauschii subsp. strangulata
Lineage: Eukaryota; Viridiplantae; Streptophyta; Magnoliopsida; Poales; Poaceae
Source: RefSeq, a predicted model, not a curated record
UGGACUGCGACGGAGAUGCCCUUGCUCCUAUUCACUCUCCCCACUUCGCACCCAUCCCACCUCCAGGUCAGAUCUCGCCGCCCACCACGGCCGCGCACAAUGGGCUCUGCACAUUCCUCCCACUCCUCCAUCUCUACCGCGGCCGACGAAGGCGACGAUGAUCCAUCGACUGCCUCAGCCUCGGAGCCCUCGGCCCCGCCCCCUCCCGCCCAAGCGCCGGCUCCACCGGCAUCUGCGUCCAAGGUGCUGGAGCAGGAGCCCGAGGUGCUCCCCUGCCGAGCCGCCGACUCGCCGCUCUCGCCACAGCCAUCCGUAACGGGCACUCCACGCCUCCUCGGCCCCAACAUCAAGGUCUGGGACCCCUGCCACGUGCUCCUUCCCCCACCAUCGCUGCACCAGCACCUCCCGCAGCAGGGGAGGACGGAGGCGCUGCUGGAGGUGGUAAUAGUUAGCCACGGGGAAUGUGCGUUCGCGAUGCGACCCGACCUGGUUGGUGGGCGAUGGCCGGCAGUGGCCCUCACGGCGCGCGGGGAGCGACAGGCGCGCGCGCUGUCAGUGUUCCUGCGCUCCCGUGGUUCGCAGCUGGCCGCUGCGUGGACGUCGCCCCUCGACCGUUCCCGCGCUACUGCUGAACUUGUCUGCCGGGAACUUGAUUUCCCAGAGGAGCAGAUCCAAGUAUCUGAUGCUUUGACUGAGAUGAGUCAUGGUCAGUGGGAGGGCUGUCCAAAAUCAGAAAUUUAUACCCCAGAAAUGGUUAAUCUGAUGGACAGCACCCAGCCUGAUUUCUCAGCACCUUCAGGAGAGUCACUCAGGCAGGUGCAGUUCAGGAUGAUGGAGUUCCUGAACCGAACAAUCAUAAGGUUACCAGAAAAGGUGGCAAUGGGGGAUACACAAUCACAACAAAAUGACGCAAAGGGUUUAUCUCGGCAGAGCUCCACCAAUUCCGUCCAAGAUGGCCCAUCUUGGGAUUUGCUUUACAGGCUCAAUCGGCAUAGCCUCCAAAGGAAGAAAUCUGGUAAAAGCCGUCUCCAGUUUGUCACUUCGGUUGACAAUGAUACCGAGGAUGAGUUCUCCGUGAAAGACAUAAACCAAAGGUAUCACCUUCACGAAACAAGUCUGGGGAGCUCUACAACCUCUAUUGCAAUUUUCAGCCAUGCAAUCCCCAUUCGAUGUCUCCUUGCGGGCUUGCUGGACUGCAACCCUGUGAUGUCUCAGAGGAUAUGUAUAGACGAUUCAUCUGUCACUGUUCUUGAACAUUCGCUUAGAACUGGGUGGCGAAUAAAGAGGCUAAAUGAUACUGGGCAUCUCAGGCUUCUCUAGCUGCAAGCUGUUGCGCUGCAGCUGGAAUCUAACUGGUGUGUGUUUAUGCGCCGUAAAGAAACUAUCAGAUCAUAUUAUGCAAAUCAGAAGCUAUGGUUGUCGGUUCAUGUUCUCCUAUGCCACAGUGGGGAAUGGAAGUCCUCCGAUUGUUGUUAUUUUGCAUUUACUACCAUGCCUCAAUGCCGGGAAGAACUGCCCUGUGAUUGUUAAUCAUUAUUUUAUCAAGUGUAGUUUCCAAGUCAUCCUUGGUGUAUCGUUCUUUCUUUCCACCAGCCAUUUUGUAUGUUUUGGAACGUGUGUAAAUAGUCUUCUACUCCCUUUUUAUAUUACUUGUGUUUACUUUA